This is a messenger RNA of Mya arenaria, 3736 nucleotides long. RefSeq lists its product as uncharacterized. Lineage: Eukaryota; Metazoa; Mollusca; Bivalvia; Myida; Myidae. The transcript has 2 exons. Gene Ontology annotation, molecular function: zinc ion binding. Bases 91 to 1830 code for a protein of 579 amino acids. The record is from RefSeq and is a predicted model, not a curated record.
UGACGCAAAAGCUUCAAUACUGAAAUCUUGCUUAAAGUUGUGACAUUUAACAGAAAUAUUGCAUGGAAUACUCAAACUUUCUGGUUUAAAAUGGCUUCAAAGCUCACUGGGUCCUUGAAAGACUCAAUGUCAAUGGCAUCUGAUUUGAUCCAUGACUUUGUCUGCUCUCCAUGUCAAGAAGACAAGCUAAAUACUGAAGCCAAGUAUUUCUGUAGGGAUUGCUCUAAGUACUACUGUGACCAAUGCCUGACAUUUCACUCCAAAAUCAUGAAACAGCAUGCUGUGUUGGGCUAUGAGGAUGUGGACAAGUGGGGAGGGCGGGGCGACACCCUCAUUUCAUGUGACCUUCACUCUAGUAAGGUCAUUGAACUUCUGUGUGAGGACCACGCUGAGAUGUGCUGCCAAUUCUGUGUGACCUUGAAUCACAGGAUGUGCAGAAGCAUCAAUUUGAUCUCAGACCUGGCCAAGGAUAUACACAAGAUGGCAGACUUCAAGCAGCUUCCCUCUAAGGUUGCUAAUGUAACAACAAGUCUAAACCAAAUAAGAGAGGUCAGAAAGAAGAACCAAGGCUCCUUGAAGACCUCUGGCAAGUCUAUGCUGACAAAGAUCAAGGACCUGAGGACGUCACUGAACAAGCUGCUAGAUGAGAUGGAGAAGAAGACAGUGGAACAGAUGGACAGUGUCCUGGCUAACAUGGAUGACACACUACAGAAGGACAUUGACUCCUGCACAAGCAUCCAUGACCAGCUGAAGGCCUUGAUGGAUACCAUUCAAGCCCAGAGCAAGGACGAUGAGCCAAGCUCCUACAUUGGCUUCAGGAAGUGUGAAAAGAAGAUGGCAGAGGCCAACAGCCUGCUCCAGGAGUUAUCGACCAAACCUGAACUGACUGCAACAUUCAAGCCUGAAACCACAAUUACCAAACUGCUGUCUGAUUUUAACACACUGGGCAAUGUUCUAGAAAACUCUGAAAUACAGAUUGAACAUCAUCUGUCUGACAUUAAGUCUUCUAAACAGACUCAUAUCUUCAGGGUUUUAAAGACUGAGAACAAAUCAACAUUUAAUGUGAAAGCCAAGCCAGAUACAGAUGUCUGUUAUAUUAUUGGUAUAACAGAACUUCCAACAGGAGAGAUCAUUCUUGCAGAUAACCGCCAUAACAGAGUGAAGGUAUUGAACAGGGAGUAUAAGGUAAUAGCCCAGUGUGAUGUCCCUAUAGAGCCCAAGGACAUAUGUCAUAUCACAGGAAAUCAGGUGGCUGUAGCAGUUAACUGGCCUCCAGCUGUCAGGCAUGAGGUCCACUUUCUCACCGUGUCAGCUGGCACCAUUAUGAUGACCAGGAAGUUCUCAGUUGACCACGACUGCAUGUCCAUCAGGCACCAUGGGGACCAGCUUUAUGUCGGCUCCAUCACAGCCCUGUACAUCUACACCAAAGCCGGCAAGCAAGUCAAGACGAUACUUGAAAACAGAUCAGGAAGGCAGACAGUGAUUCACUUUGAUUUGAACCAAGAUGGCAAUAAGAUCUACAUAAGUAACUAUUACAAUCCCGAACUAAUUACAAUUGAUAUGAAUGGCAACAUUCUAGCUACACUGCAUGAUCCAGACAUGUAUUUUGCAUAUGGUGUACAUGUGAGUGAGGAUGGCCAUGUGUUUGUGUGUUCAGGGCACAACAACACAGUGGUGCAGGUUGACCAGCAAGGCAAGAAGAAGCUGGCCACACUGGUCAGGGAGGGGGAUGGCAUCUUCCAUCCAAAGGCAGCCUGUUACAGUACUCACACUGGCAGGCUAAUUGUUGUGGGAGAACAAAAUGAUAUUCUGGUGAUGGAACUACAGUAGAGAGACAGAGGAAAAUGUCUACAACAGGAAUCAGUUGUGAACAGAGUUGACGAUGUGCUGAAUGGAAACACUAUUACACAGAGAUCAAAUACAACCUAGUAAUAUUGUUAUCAUGUGUGUAUUAUGUGUGUUACAUUUUAUUUUAAGUGCAUUUAUGUGUUAGCUAUAAACAAAAUUGUAAUUUAAUGGAUGUUAUCGGGGAGGGUUUUAUUUAGUGAUGAUAUAAAGGAUAUUUGUUUAUUUCAGUGUAAGAUCGUAUUUUAUUUAACGAGUGUCAUAGAAAAACAUAUUUUCAAGAGUGGCGAAGCCACGAGUGAAAAUGUAGUUUUUUCUAUGAUCACGAGUGAAAUUAAAUACGAUCUUACACUGAAAUAAACAAAUUUUCUGUUUCUUUUAUGCUUAUUUUCGGAGUUUUAUUUGUUCUUUAUUUAUUUCUGAAUUACCCCCCUUUUUUGAAAAGGGUGGGCUUUACGCCGCUACCCGUGGGGCGCCCCUCGUGCAUAAUUAUAGCUGUCAACUUUUCUACUGUCUGUUUGCUGAGAAAUAGUUCUCUGCUAUUCAUUCUUAUAGCUUAAUUUUCGCUCGUUUUUUAUUGCAAAGCUUUAUGAACAGUAAACAAUGAAGUAUUAUUAGUGCACAUAUGUUCCAAAAAAUAAUGAAAACACUUUUUAUUUUAAGAUGGGCAUGAAUACAUAACCAAAUUACUACCCCGCUAUUUAAAGAAUGAAAAUUUGGAAGGUCAAAUGUGUUAGCAAAACAAAUGUGGAUACUCAUUGGAUUUUAACCAUUUUUCUUUGUUUAAGACUGCAUGUACGCGUGUUUUUAUAGUAAGUUAAUAUUCAGUCAUCUUACUGUCAGAGACCAGUCUGUUUCGCUUUAAAAUGUUUGUUUUCCAGAUAAAGAGAAAAUGCCACGCUAGUUUGUUGGCACAUUUUGAGGUGUGGGUGGGGUAAAAAAUAUCGGAUCUAAAUUGUUGUGUGAAUUCUCCAGGAAGCUCAUUUUACGUACUACAACGGUUAACAGUUCAAAAUACAUUUGAACGAUGAUAUAAAAUUUUAUUUAUGUUCGAACAGUUGUUUUUGUCUGUAAUUUGUUUGGUAUGAAAGCAAAUGUUCGAACAUUCAACUUCAAAGAUCAGUAAAAUGUUUGAUAAACGGGAUAACCGGUAAUAAGCGGUAAGUUGUUAAUUUCCAAUUAUAUAUUUAUUUAAAUUUAUAAAAUAUUUCUUUAUUUUUUUAAACAUUUUUUUGACAUAAUUUACGGAAGUCCAGUGUUCUGUUUUGAUCAAGGCAAGUACAUGUAACAACAAAGGAAUUUCAAAGUAGUUCUGAAAGUUGAUAUUUUCACUCCUUAUUUUGCAGUGAAAAUAUCAAAUUGAUAUUUUCACUGUUGUUAUUUCACUGUUAAAACCCCAUAUUUCAUCGUAAAGCAUGAAAGAAAACAGGAUAUACAAAAUGAUCAAGAUAAAGUGAAUUUUCAUAUUAUAAUAAUUUUUUAUCAAUAACUAAUCAUGUGUAUUUUUUCCUUUGUUAAUCAAAUUAAUCACUAUGUUAUAUAAUACUGGGUAAUUUAAUGUGCACUACGUACUCCAAUAAACCGUAAUGUGAAUAAACAAGCUGGUUAAGUUUUAUGUGAAAAUAGUACAACAUGUCUCUCCUACUUGUACUAUUGCCUUCAACAAGUAUUAAAAUCAUCAUCGGAACCUGCACUAUUUUAUACCAAUUACUCUACAGAAUAAACAGUGGAAAAAUAGGCUAGCAGAACUUCAUAAUACAUUAAUAUUCAUAUUCAACCUUAGCUUCUCACCUUUUCUAAAUUGCCGGAGGCGUUCAAUCAAACAUACAACAUUUACAUCUUUAAUAAUUCAUGAGCACAUGGCUUCUGCAGUAAAUAUACUCAGGGUAUU